Messenger RNA from Acanthoscelides obtectus, 348 nucleotides. The record is from the annotation of a GenBank genome assembly. NCBI's taxonomy places the organism in Eukaryota, Metazoa, Arthropoda, Insecta, Coleoptera, Chrysomelidae.
AUGAGAACAAUUAUCGCAACAAAAAUCAACCCCGAAAGAAGAAUCAUCCUCCACCAAGACAAUGCAAGCUCGCUCACAGCCCAAAAAACAAGGCAGUAUUUAACGGAAGAAAACGUGGAAUUAUUGGACCAUCCUCCAUAUAGUCCCGAUCUAAGUCCUAACGAUUUCUUUACUUUCCCGAAAAUUAAAAACAGACUGCGUGGUCAAAGGUUCCAGUCACCAGAAGAAACAGGUGUCGCAUUCAAAAAUGCCGUUUUGGAUCUUCCAGCAAACGAGUGGAAUAAGUGCUUCGAAAAUUGGUUCGAGCGCUUGCAGAUGUGUAUUAAUCUUCGUGGAGAAUACUUCUGA